This is a messenger RNA of Diversispora eburnea, 304 nucleotides long. Lineage: Eukaryota; Fungi; Glomeromycota; Glomeromycetes; Diversisporales; Diversisporaceae. The record is from the annotation of a GenBank genome assembly.
AUGCUUGAAGAAAUUAGAAUGGCAAAUGUUAAUGAAAAUAUCAUUAACAAGAUACAACAAAAAAUUAAUAAUUAUAAUUUUACUGAUAAAGUAUUAGAAACUGAUUACAUUGUAGGAUACAGAAAUAUGGGAUCAAAUAUUAAUAAUAUUGUUGGAAAUUAUCUUCUAUCAGCUAAUGAAAAUGAAAGUCCUUAUGAAUCAGUAGCAAUUGAUUAUAUGGGUAAUGCUCAGAUAACACUUACUAAAACAGAUAAACUAUUUUGUCACUAUACAAACUUUCCAACAAAAAUAAUUCUUAAAGAAG